AGAAGCAUACUAACUAAGAUAUAAAUUUAGAAGAAAUACUCAAUAUAUAUAUUGCCUUAAUGGAAACAGAAGCUGGAGCAGUAGAAGGUCAUUUUGAGCCAUCUUACGAGUGGCAACAUGAGGAAGGACUUGAUGUUCUCUUGGUCCAUCUCCCAGAAUUCAAGGAUAAAGAAGGUUUGAAGGUACAAGUUAGCAAUUUUGGAGUUUUAAAAAUCUCAGGAGAUCGCCAAGUGAACCAAACUAGGAUAAGGUUUUUUAAAGAAAUUCCAGUAUGGAAAGACCAUAACACAAAUGAGAUAAAAGCAAAUUUUGAGAAAGGUGUUCUCAAAAUUACAUUGCCAAAGAAAGUUACAUCUGCUUCAACUCUCAAGGAAGAAUAUAAAGCAACAACAUCCAUGCAAAUGCAAGUAGCGAAGCAAACAUCAAAGAAUUCAAGAUUCAGGAAAUUCAAAAAAGUGGCCAUUAGUAUUGCAGCUACCAUGCUUGUAGUUUCUGCCCUCUCCGGAUUUGCUUACUAUAUUUAUAGGUCUACAAUUGUUGAAGACUAAUUUUAAUUGCUUGUAUUAUAACCUGAACAAGCAUAUUGUAAGAGUAUACAAUAAAGGACAAUACAGAGGUCCACAACGAAUUAAUUAAGUUUAUAACUUUUC
This is a messenger RNA of Nicotiana tabacum (common tobacco), 650 nucleotides long. Its product is annotated as 17.6 kDa class I heat shock protein-like. Lineage: Eukaryota; Viridiplantae; Streptophyta; Magnoliopsida; Solanales; Solanaceae. The record is from RefSeq and is a predicted model, not a curated record.